Molecule: messenger RNA, 918 nt
Organism: Trichoderma gamsii
Lineage: Eukaryota; Fungi; Ascomycota; Sordariomycetes; Hypocreales; Hypocreaceae
Exons: 3
Coding region: 1-918 (305 amino acids)
Source: RefSeq, a predicted model, not a curated record
AUGGCGACGUCCACGGGAGCUGCAUCGUACACUAACACUAAAUCCCCCACUAUUCGGCGCAUACUCCGCGAGGCUGCAGAGCUCUCAAGUACACCGUCUCCUGAUUACACCGCGGAGCCAUUAGAGUCGGACCUCUUUGAAUGGCAUUUUACUCUUCGAGGGCCCCCGAACUCCGCAUAUAGCCAAGGUGUCUACCAUGGUCGAAUAAUUCUACCUCCCGCAUACCCUCUUCGACCUCCGAGCUUUCGAUUCUCUACCCCAAAUGGCCGAUUCGAGGCCAACCGUGAAAUCUGCCUCAGCAUAAGUGGCCAUCACGAAGAAACAUGGCAGCCGGCUUGGGGUAUUCGGACCGCUCUUGUCGCGCUCCGCAGCUUCAUGGAGACAGAUGUGCAAGGCCAGCUAGGUGGCAUGGAGACUACCGAGGCGGUUCGCCGCCGGCUGGCCCAAGAAUCAGUUUCUUUCAAGUGCGCCGUAUGUGCCAAGUCCAAUGCGGAUAUCAUCGCUGAAUGCGAAGAUCGGUGUAAAGAAACGACGUCUUUGUGUCAUGAGAUAUCAGUUCCUGCCGAAUUAAAUAUGGGCUGGAGAGAUGAGCUUGAGGCAGCUAAGAAUGACCAAUCAUCAUCAACCCACCCAUCAGAAAGCUCUUCUGAGGUUGCUCAGGGUGGUGAGCUGCCUAUAACUGAGCCAUCCGAAGCUGAGCUGGCAGAAGGGUUUGUUCAGACAACACCAAACGUCACCGACGGCUUCUCAACGCAUCCACCAGCUCCGAUCCUGGGUAUCAGAAAUCGGCAACCCCCCUCCACCGCUAGACCCACGGGAACAGGGGCAGAAGCAGUGCCUCUAUGGAUAGAUAGGAUGAUUGUAGCUUUAGUCAUCUUGCUGGUUGCCAUUGUUUUAAAGGUCUUACUCGGUGUAUAA